AGCAUAAGAUGUCAGGGGAGGAGGACUUUUACUUGUUCCAGAAUGCAUCCUCAGUGGGGCCCUGGGAUGGGCCUCAGUAUCACAUUGCCCCUGUCUGGGCCCUCCAUCUCCAGGCAGCCUUCAUAGGCUUUGUCUUUUUUGCAGGAACCCCACUCAAUGCCACAGUGCUGGUGGCCACACUGCAUUACAAAAAGUUGCGGCAGCCCCUCAACUAUAUCCUGGUCAAUGUAUCCUUGGGGGGCUUCCUCUUCUGCAUCUUCUCCGUCUCCACUGUCUUCAUCACCAGCUGUCAUGGAUACUUCCUCUUUGGCCGCCAUGUUUGUGCUUUGGAGGCCUUCCUGGGCUCAGUAGCAGGUCUGGUGACAGGCUGGUCACUGGCUUUCCUAGCUUUUGAGUGCUACAUUGUCAUCUGUAACGCCUUCAGUAACUUCCGCUUCAGCUCAAAGCAUGCACUGAUGGUGGUUCUGACUACUUGGAUCAUCGGGAUUGGGGUCUGCAUCCCACCCUUCUUUGGCUGGAGCAGGUUCAUUCCUGAGGGCCUGCAGUGCUCCUGUGGCCCCGGCUGGUACACCGUGGGCACCAAAUAUCGAAGCGAAUACUACACCAGGUUCCUCUUCCUCUUCUGUUUUAUCAUGCCUCUCUUGCUCACCUGCUUCUCCUACUGUCAGUUGCUGAGGACUCUCAGAGAUGUGGCGGCUCAGCAGCAGGAGUCAGCUACCACCCAGAAGGCUGAGAGGGAGGUGAGCUGCUUGGUGGUGGUGAUGGUGGGAGCCUUCUGUCUCUGCUAUGUGCCCUAUGCUGCCCUGGCCAUGUACAUGGUCAACAACCGUAACCAUGGGCUGGACUUGUGGCUUGUCACCAUCCCUGCCUUCUUUUCGAAGAGCUCAUGUGUCUACAAUCCCAUUAUCUACUGCUUCAUGAACAAGCAGUUCCGAGCCUGCAUCCUGGAGAUGGUGCGCAGGAAGCCCAUGACAGAUGAGUUCAACAUGUCCAGCUCUCAGAAAACAGAAGUUUCCACUGUCUCUUCUAGCAAAGUUGGCCCCAACUAAGGACCCUCUUUUGGCCUAUUAGCAGCAACCAGAGCUUCACAUUUAAGCUGCUAUUCCCAGAUGGGGCUACUUCAGAUCAUUUCAGCAGUCACCAGUUUCUACUUCAGAGGUGCCCAUCAGAGCACUUGGGGAACCGUAGGAAAAUGGCUGGUUUUUCGGUGAAUGAGAACACUUUCCUUUUCAGUAAUUGUUUCCCUCUUACUGGGAUCUGAGAUGACAUAUCCUGAGAUACAAGGGAGAUGGAAAGAAAAAAGAAACAAACCCCAAGCACCCAUCCGUGAGUUUACAAGAACAUCCUUAUACUGUUUCUGACAAUAGCUGUUAAGAGCCUUGGCUGGGGCCACCAUGGACAAAGCUGAACCAGCUCAGACACGCAUCUUCACAUGAAGUAUUCUGGGUGUUCUCCCCUCCAUUUGACUAAUCGAACGCAUCUGUUUUAAGUUGUUUAUUGAUUAAAGUUAAUGGUUUAAAAUUCCAUUGAUGUCUUCAAAAUGAACUGGCAUGUUUCAAUAUCAUUUAUAAACCAAAACAAAGCUGUUUUACCUUACACACCCUUCUCCCUCCAGGAAAAGAGUGCAUUUGAAAUAAAAAUCAAGAUAGAUGUGUGAACAACUAUAUACAAGAAAUGGUGUGUUGGUAUCAGGUAAUUAUGUAAUGGAAAGCAGAGAGGGUUGUCUCUAGAAGGAAGCUAGAGCUCAGAAACAGGAGGAAAGGACUGAGCAGGAUGGAAGGAGGUAGCACUUUCAGGGUGGGAAGGAGUACAUGGCGAACUUUCUAGGGGAGUGCCCUUUUCUGUGACAUCCUUUUUUUUUUUUUUUUUGAGACGGUCUCCCUGUAGCCCUAGCUGGCCUGGAAGUCACUAUGUAGACCACGCAGGCCUUGAAUUCACACAGAUCCACCUGCCUCUGCCUCCCAAAUGCUGGGACUACAGAUGUGUGCCACCACACUUAGCUUCUGUGACAUCUUAUAACUCACAAUUUUAAGUCAGAAUUCCAUUUCUAAGAGAAUGAAAGACACACAUGCCAACGAAUGUAAACAGUUUUAUUCAGAAACAGAUAGGUACCUGUUUGCAUUAUAGAAUAUAAAACUUGGUUUACACUCUAUAAAAAAUAAACAAUAUCCAAAUUCAAGGGAGCUCGCAUUCACAGAGCACACCCUGUGAGUGUGCAGCCACUGCUCAAUGUCUCAGACUGGAUUUAAAUCAGAAACCAAAACCCAAACCCCAAUACUCUGGGGGCCAACAGAGAUGAGAGUACAGUGCUUGCUGCUGAGCACCCAUGUCCAAAAUCUGCCAUCCUAGCAGAUUUGGUCUGCUGUUAAGUGUGACUUCCACAUCAGGCUUGGGCUCUGUGUACCUAAGAGAGCCUGGAGGCCCUCUUGUCACAUGUGUAUGAUACACCCUCUCUAGCCAGGGCUGGUGGCAAUAUCUCUGGUUUUCCUUAACAAUAGAAAGGAGUAGGGGAUCUGGAAGGCAGACAAUGUUCAUGUUCUAUAUUGGGGUUAAACUUAAGAGUGUAUCUGUUAUCAAGAGCUUGAUGCAAUGGCUGGGGUGAAGUUACAGGACACCUGGCUCUUUACCACACCAAGCAGCCCACCUCAACAGGAUUGUGGAAGACCAAAGGUAGGCCUAGGUUCAAAUACGACCUCACCCAGCACCACCUGAAUGUAUUAUCCAGAGAUACAGGAAAUAAUAAAGUUAUACAUACAUAUAUUUAUCUUAGUAACCUGAGGGUUAAGACUUAGAAUACAAUAAUUCUUCAGAAGCCCAUCAGUGAGUGAGAAUAAAAUGGACAGUUCAUGUUACACAAAACAUGGGUAGAUGAAGUCGGCAACAUAUGGGGGCUUUGAUAAGGAUUGGCAAUGUGAUGACCCACAACCCCUUCACCCUCCUCGCCCCCUUUUUGUGUCAGAGAGAAAAGGAGAUGACAGAUGGGGUAGAAGGGUUAAAGGCAGGAAGGGUGAGGAGUGGUCCUCAAACCAAAGAGCCUCCUCUCUAGGUUCUUCCAUCCUCCAGUCUGACCCAAGCUCUGGUGGACGAGAGGCCUGGGAGCGAGUGGUUUGCACUCUGAGGUAUGAGGAUCCCUGGUCAAGUCAGCAGCAUGUGUUUUUUGGAAACCAGCCCACAAGAUAAGAACACUGCAACCAAGCUUGUAACUAAUACUGCUAUUUAGCCACUGUCCAAAAGAGAAGA
Molecule: messenger RNA, 3240 nt
Organism: Nannospalax galili (Upper Galilee mountains blind mole rat)
Lineage: Eukaryota; Metazoa; Chordata; Mammalia; Rodentia; Spalacidae
Gene: Opn1sw
Product: opsin 1, short wave sensitive
Biological process (GO): phototransduction; visual perception; G protein-coupled receptor signaling pathway
Cellular component (GO): membrane; photoreceptor outer segment
Molecular function (GO): G protein-coupled receptor activity
Source: RefSeq, a predicted model, not a curated record